CAAUCGAAAGAAAAACCCAGCUUCUCCAACAGUUUAACCGAAAAGUUUCCACAGAUAAACAUCAUGGAUGUCACUAAGGAACUGGAUGUUUACAUCCCAAAGGAGGCUGAAGUCUGCGUCAUCCCUCUGAAUCGAUUACCGAAUUCAGUACUUAAAAAAAUGGGCCUGCCCCUCCCCGACAGGGAGUCUGCGGACUCUCCCGACGUCGUCUGGAUUUGUCCCGCCAUCAUGAAGAGAAAGGGUCCGGGACCGGCGUCCCGCAGAGAAAGCUGCUCUUUAGAGAAGUUACAGGUGGUCUCCACCACGCUGCAGAUGUCCUUCAUCUCUUCCAACCUGACGGCCUGGGAGCUGCUGCAGACCGUCACCUCUGGAGCCCAGCUGUCCAGAGCGGGGCUGCUGCGUCAGGACUCGGUGCCGCCGGGCAACCAGAACGGCCUGGUCAUCGACCAGGACCGCAUCUACCUGUGCAUCAGGAGGUCCGCCAGAACCCGGGGUCAACCCAGGCCACGAAAGCUGCAGCCAACCCAACCUGCUGGUCCUUCAGCCUCUACGAGCCCGGAGCAGGACCCAGGAAGUGAGCGCAGACACCAGAUUCUUCAGGCUGCAGGGAAGCCGCUCAAAAGAAAAGCUGAGUCUCCGGUUUCGGCUGCCAGUCCCCCCCGUCAGCUUCUGGUCCUCGACGGCGGAGAGCAGAACGUCGAGGACGAAGACGGGGCGGGCGGAUCCUGGAGCUCGGCUGGCGGUUCGGGCCGGAACAGUCCGGAGCAGAGCUGGGCGGUGAGGCAGACUCUGGCUGCGGCCUCUGCCUCUUCGUCUCUGAGCAGAGAGUUCGACUUCAAGGAGCUGGAGAACGAGGAGAAGCUCGCUCAGAAGAAGGCCAAGUUCCUGCAGGAUGUCGCUGCGCUGGAGGACCUGCAGUUCUGAGAGCAGAGCUGAAGACUUCAGGCAGUAAAUAUUUUGUUCCUCCUGCAGUGACGUUAUCCUGACACCAGGUGGCGCUGUUUGCCGCUGACAAACAUGUCGCAGCUCAUCUACAGGAACAGGAAGUGACGUCUGUUCACCUUUCAGCUCAGUUUAAAAGACUUCCUCAGAUCUUUUACUAACACACUCUGUCUCAACCUGGGGUCGCAUUUUCUCUUGCGUCCACCUCCUAAAUCCAAGGAAGCUGAUGCGUUUUAUUACUCAUGGCAGCUUUGGGAGGAAGUUGACUUUGUUGGUGUUGGUUCUGCAGGUUCUGACUCGGGCUGAUCCACCCGUGAACGAUACGAGCUUAAAUCUGCCUUUAGUUUGAGUUCAGAUGGUUCUGACGUGUAAAACAUGCUACCUCGCUGUGCCGCUAGCCGUAACACUGCUAACAAUGCUAAUUACGCUAACAAUGCUAACAGACCGUUUGAUGUCGUCUGACGGCAGAAGAGAGACGCUGAGAUGCUUUUCCAGAUAGUCUGAGAAAAUAUUUGGUUCUGAUGUGUAAAACGUGCUUUUCACUAGCUGUAACGAUGCUAACAAUGCUAACAGGUGAUGACCACUCGUUCCCGCUCUGCAGAAACAAAAAUGUUUGGUUCUGAUCCGUCAUCUCUGCGCUCCUCAGACACUUCAGACUUUGUUCGGUUCAAACGAGAAGCUGGAAGUCUCCUGGGAUCAUACAGUCAAACGCUCAAAUUAUUUUAGUUUAGUUUCGUCUGAUAAAUAAAAGUUUUGAUCUACGUUAAAACGUUACUUAAACCAGAGAUGCUGGAGGAGAACCGACCCGUUUAUCUCCACCUGUUGCUUUAGUCGUACACUGAGAGUUUAACUUCAGUCAUUUAGGUUAUUAAUUAUUAGUUUAUUAAUUAUUAGUUUAAUCUAUGAAAUAAGAACAAACGAAGGCUGUCGGAUUAAAGCUACGUUUUCUGUUUCUUCAACUAAAAGACUUUAUUUUCGCAGCCGCAGGAAAAAGUUUAGUUUCUGUUUAGGAACAAAUGUUUGUCUGUUUGUUGAUGUGAUUGAUCUAAAUAACUCAUAAUUAUAGGUUUUUACGUAAAGUCACCUGAUAAACAACAAGUAUGAAAUGUUUUGUUUAUUUAAAUAUAUAAACAAUCUGUUUGUUGUUGUAGUUGUUUGUUUCCUCCAGCAGGGGGCAGCAGUGACGUUCUGAAACGACCAGUUUUAACCGGGUCCUGGGUUUAACCGGGUCCUGGUUUAUAAUGGGUGUGGGUUUUAGCUGCAGCGGCCAUCUUGAAUAGAAAAUACCAAAAGUCGGUCAGAUUGAUGUUUGAUUUAAUAAUUAAUUAGUUGCUGUUGGAAAGUUUCAUUAAAAUUCAUCCGUGUUCCACCGUACCAGGAGCAGGUUUUGGUCCGUUUAAGGACUGCUGGUCCAGAUGAGGUAGAUGUGGACCAGUGAAGGUCCUAAAUUUAAUUAAAUUUAUUUAUUUAGGAGGGACGAUUCACAUUAAAGGACAUUUCUGUAAAAGUGCCAGAGUUAGCUAGAGGCUGUUUCUCCUCUGUUGUCCCUGGACUUGAUAAAAACAAAAGUUAUAUAAAACAAGGUUACAAUGAUUCAGCCACAUUUUGUCAAUAAUACAAUAAAAUACAAUCAAUACAAGUCAUUAAAAAUUGCACACAUUUUUUACAUAGUAUAAGAAUCAUUAAAACUAAUUUAAACCUUCAAGAUGGCACAAACACAAGUGGUCACAUGGUGGAACCAUGAAGACGGUUAUACAAAAUGUUGACAGAUCUGUUGUUGUUAUCCAAACCUUUAACUGUUUUUAAACAGAUUAAAUGUGGUGAGAUUGACAGAGGGACAGAGUUCCUCUGCUGGAACUGAAAGGACACUUUGACUAAAAGGAAAAAUACAAUCUUCA
This is a messenger RNA of Austrofundulus limnaeus, 2840 nucleotides long. RefSeq lists its product as uncharacterized. Lineage: Eukaryota; Metazoa; Chordata; Actinopteri; Cyprinodontiformes; Rivulidae. The record is from RefSeq and is a predicted model, not a curated record.